AUGGCGUCUGUGGAGGAGUUGGAGGAGGAGGAUGAUGAGUUGGAGGACUUGGAGCCUUUCUUCUACGACAGGGAGACCUGGGAUGCCUGGGCGGAGGAGGAGAUGGAGAGGCGUCGGCGGGAGGAAGAAGAGACGGCGCGGAAGACGGAGGAGAACCGGCGGAGACGAGAGGCACACGAUGCGGUCAUGGACUCCAUCCUCGAGUACGAUCCCAAGGUCGGGCGCAAGGUCUACACCCGCUUCUUUCUCAGAGACUUCUCCGCCUUCGACAUCGACCAGGAGUCAUCUGUCCCUGCAAUGCGAUACACCGAUAGUAUCUACCAAGAUGAAUUUGGGCUAGAAGACUCUGCAAACGUCCUCUCCGUCAGCAUAGUCUCCUCAGAUGUAGGCUUCCCACUCAAUGUCUAUGGCUGCGUCAUUGCCAGAGACAGCAUUGACUACAAGUGCAUUUAUCUCUUUCACCGCAGUAGAGAUGAUUGCCAGCGUCUCAACGAGGAUGGAAUGCUGACUUUAACUGGCCCAAGUCGAGGUCUAGUGUUGGUUGAUUUCAUCUAUCUAGAGAUGGAUCUUAAAAUCAGGGAAGAUGGAGUGUUUCCAGACAGGGCAUUCAGCAAGGGUCUGAUAAGCAUUGAUGGCCGAGUAUUGUCUAGAGAGGAAGAUGUGGUGGUUAGAAGUGAAACCCUUGAGAGCUGGCUCAGCACCACGGAAGUGAGAUUCGCAACUGUUCUGAAUGCAGUCGAGUGCACCAUUGAAAUCAAGCUUCUUGAGGGCUGUUUCAGUGGAAAUAUAGUAGUUGGCAUCUCAGAUAAAGGUCGCAAUCUGGACACUGAACAAACAAUUGUGAUUCAUAAUAGCAAGACAGAUGGCAUGGUGACAAGUGAUCAAAGUGGAGCUAUCAAACUUCGGCGAAGUGUCAUUACUAUCUGUUUAGAAAGAAUGUUGGUGUUUCACAUGAAUAAUAAUAUGGCUGCUGGUAUUUGUGCUGAACGAACCUUUGAUUUAACUCCACGCCGCACUGGUGCCAAAGAAAUGGAUAUCAUGUGUGGUGCUGGGAAGUUCGGAUUCAGGGUCGUCUGGUCCUUGAUGGACUUUAGGCUGUAA
Messenger RNA from Hordeum vulgare subsp. vulgare (domesticated barley), 1101 nucleotides. RefSeq lists its product as uncharacterized. Bases 1 to 1101 code for a protein of 366 amino acids. Lineage: Eukaryota; Viridiplantae; Streptophyta; Magnoliopsida; Poales; Poaceae. The record is from RefSeq and is a predicted model, not a curated record. The transcript is spliced from 3 exons.